UUUCAAGGAUUGGUUUCUGAUGGAUUUCAACCCCACUUUCCCAGGGGCCAGAUUCAAAGCACCGGGGUUUUUUGUGUGUGUGUUUGUGGAGUUUUACAAAGACCACCCCCCCCUUGCAGGAGGCCAAAGACUUAUAUUGAGCACCGCCAGGUCCUCCCCCUCCAGGUCUCUGCGUUUCGAAAGCGAAGGGUCCCUCCCACUGAGCACUUUCUUUGAGGUGGUGGGUGGUCAGGCGGUGCCACGCCGAGGGGCAUCUUUGCAAAACCGUCUCCCCUGGAAGCUUGAAGGAUGCAAAGCAGAAGACUUUUAUGGGAGAAGCUACGGUUGCUACAGUGCCAUUUCACCUGGAACGUUGAGUUUGAAGACCAGGUAGAUGUGGAACACCUCUUGCAGUUCUUGACCUACAAGACAGAAUUCACCCCGUACCAUAACCAUGGCACUUACACCGCCCUCAAGGCAUUUCUGUACCACAGGCAGAAGCGCUACUGCGAGGCGCUGAAAACGCUCAAGGAAGCAGAAAUGUUUCUGGCAAUUGACCAGCUGACCAACAUCACCUGCCACAUCCUGCUGAUCUACGGGAACUACGCCUGGGUUUAUUAUCACUUGAGCAAUUACGACAUGACGAAUCUCUACCUUCACCGGAUUCAGCGCAUCUGCCAAAUGAUGUCUAGCCCUGAGCCUUACUCGGUGAAGACGGGUGAAAUCCUGGCUCAGAAAGGCUGGUCUCUCCUGGCGGCGGGCUUCCGGAACGGGCCGAAGGCCAAACAGUGCUUUGAAAUGGCGCUGAGGCAAGACCUGUUUAAUUUACAGUUCUGGUCUGGCCUGGCGGUCUCUCUCUAUGCCACUUGGGAGCAUCUCCAGACGCAAGAGUUUUGGGGCAAGGCCAAGGAGCUGCUGGAAGGGAUCGUCCUCAUGCAACCCGGAAACUACGAGAUGAAAGUCUACUUGGCCACCCUGCUUUGUCGUAUAAGCGAGCAACGAGUCAACCACCUCCUGGAGGAAGUGGUGGAGCAGAGCCGAAACCCUGAAGUCCUAAGGAAAGUGGCCAGGUUGUAUAUGUUCAUGCCACAGUCACUACCCCUGGCCAUUUCAAUCCUAAAAGAGGCCAUCGCUCUGGCUCCCACCUACGACAUCCUUCACUAUGACCUUGGCAUGUGCUACAGGUACCAGAUGGAAAGAGGAUCGCCAGAAGAACGAGCCGCGAGCUUCAAGCCGGCCAUAGAAAGCUUCCAGCGGGCGGUCGAAGUGAAUUCUCUGUUUUUCGAUCCCAUGUUGGAACUGGCCAAGCUCUAUGGGAUGGAGGUCCCGGAUCAGGAGGAAGAGGUCUAUGCGAACCUGGCGGAGAAGGCGCCCCACACCAGUGCGUCCUGCCGCCAGGCCCUCUGUUUGCAGUGGGGAGAUUUCCUUCUCCAGAAGAAGGGGCUGAAGGACAAGGCCUCGGAGAAGUACAUGGCGGGCCUCCUAAUCGCGGGUGGCCACAGCAAGGAGAAGGACCAGCUGGUGAGCCGCCUGGUAGACUUGGCCAAGAAGUUCCAGGAAGAGUCCGAAGUGGGCCACGCGGAGGCCAUUCGCAGCUUCCUGCAGGCGCAGGGGUUACGGGAGGCGCCUGCUCAGAGGCAACGUCCGUGGUGGCUCUCCUACAGAGCCUUGAGAUAAAAAGAGGGGCAUUUCUGCCACAGAGAAGUCUGAAGUUCGUGGUUCGAGCAGAGGAUCCCAACCUUGAGUCCCCCAGAUGCACUUACACUACAACUCCCAGAAACCCUGGCUCAUGGUGAAGGCUUCUGGGAGUUUUAAUUCAAAAACAUCUUGGGAUCUGAGGCUGGCGACCACCGGGUUAGAGAGAACGAAGGACGGGUUGGUGGAGUCAACAGGGUUCUGGCUCGGCACACCGACGUUCCUUCGUCAUUUUC
This is a messenger RNA of Pogona vitticeps (central bearded dragon), 1910 nucleotides long. RefSeq names its product interferon-induced protein with tetratricopeptide repeats 2. The record is from RefSeq and is a predicted model, not a curated record. Gene Ontology annotation, cellular component: cytosol. Gene Ontology annotation, biological process: defense response to virus. Gene Ontology annotation, molecular function: protein binding. NCBI's taxonomy places the organism in Eukaryota, Metazoa, Chordata, Lepidosauria, Squamata, Agamidae.